UAAUGCAUAUAUAAUACUGUUUGUUUUCAGUGUCUAGUUAUACAGUUAUUAGGGUCUGUUAUAAACUACUAUAUAUUACUUCAUUUUAGGACUUAAAAAUCACUCAUAGAACYAUCCUCUGCAGCAAUGAAAACAACAUUUGUCAUCUAAACAGGAAUUAUAUCAAAUAGGUCUUAGAGAAUCAUAACCAGUUUAAAACAUACAGAAUUAUACAAAAUAUCUGAUUACAUGAAAUUCCUGAGAUAUUGAUUGGAUGAGCAGAAUAGACUGGCUUGUUGUGAAUUACUUAACAUCCAAAUCAUGCUUAAACCAACCUGGAUUCCUAAAAACUUAACUAAAGGYUUAGGUAGUAAACACAAGAGUAUUUUGGACUCAGAACCUGCUUACAGAGCCUCUGAUACAAGUAGUGUUGACGAAGAUAAAGAAACAUCAAGAAGAGAACUUGAGAGAAGAGCUUGGGAAGCUUUACAAGCUGCAAGGUCCAAGCCAGUAGCUUUUGCUGUUCGUACAAAUAUUGCAUAUGAAGGCAGUGAAGAUGAUGAUUCCCCAGUGCAUGGGGCUGCAGUCUCGUUUAAUGUCAAGGAUUUUCUUCAUGUAAAAGAGAAAUUCAAUGAUGAUUGGUGGAUUGGACGAGUUGUCAAGGAGGGUUGCGAUAUAGGAUUCAUUCCRACACCAAGUAAAUUAAAAUCACUUCAACAAGUGGGACCAGCAACAGGSGGCCGUCCUGUGCGAGGCAGCUCAAARACAGUUUUUCAUUUUAAUGAUAUGGUCAAUCAAGCUCAGUCCCCAACAAAUACAUCACCAUCACGGCAUUCUUCAGCGUCAGUAGUUGAUGCUGAGAAUGGAAUGGAAUAUAAUGAAGAAGAGCAACACAGUCCCACAAGCCCAACUAGCAAAACUUCUACUUUACCAAGRUCAGCUUCAGGUAACACAGUUACCUCACAAAGCGCUCCAGGACAGCAAGGAAAAAGCAAAAAAGCAUUCUUUAAGAAGCAAGAACAACUACCACCUUACGAUGUGGUACCAUCAAUGAGGCCUAUAGUAUUAGUAGGGCCUUCACUAAAAGGAUAUGAGGUCACUGACAUGAUGCAGAAAGCUCUUUUUGACUAUAUGAAGCAUCAAUUUUCCGGGAGGGUUCUUAUUUCACGCGUGACUUCAGAUAUAAGUCUAGCAAAAAGGUCGAAUUUGGCCAAUCCUAGUAAGAGGAACAUUAUUGAAAGGAGCAACAGUAAAAACUCUGGCUUGGCUGAGGUUCARCAAGAAAUUGAAAGAAUAUUUGAGCUUUCUCGCGGGCUCAACCUCGUUGUUUUGGAUUGUGAUACAGUAAAUCAUCCUACACAACUUGCCAAAACGUCGUUAGCUCCCCUUGUAGUGUAUGUCAAAAUAUCGGCUCCCAAGGUCCUUCAGAGACUUAUUAAAACUCGAGGAAAAACUCAAUCAAGGGCUCUCAAUGUCCAACUUGUGGCAGCAGAAAAAUUAGCUCAGUGUAGUGAGGACCUUUAUGACCUUAUUCUCGACGAAACGCAAUUGCAGGACGCAUGUCAUCAUUUAGGUGAAUUUUUGGAAAGUUAUUGGAGAGCUACACAUCCUCCAAACCAGCCGGGAAGCCGGCCUCCAAAUAUGCAACAAUCGACCCCUCAGUACAACGUGAUUGAAGCUGGUGAAAGACCAAGUGUAUACCUAUAGGGGACAAUUUUUUGAUGACCUUGUUCAACAGAGGAGCUAAUUUACUGUGUAUGCUCGUUUCUAAUAGCGUGAUCCACACACGUUCUCAUUCAUCAUUCAUUGCUGUCUAUCGACGGUAGAAAUCCUUUUCUGCACUUAAUGCCCGGACAUAAUCGUGGGAGUUCAUAUUAUAAUUCGAGCCACGAACUAUUGGAACAAGUGAGUUCCUCAAGACUGAAUGGAUCCUUUAGCAGCGUUGAUGCCGCUAAAACAAAACAAUUUGACAGGACUUGAACUGGUUUGGUUUUUCAAGUGCUUAUCAGCUAUUAUAUGUUCAAGGCUUGUUUGACAACUAUCUGUAGGCCACGUGGUCAAGUAGGGCGUCCGCCCAGCACGUGGUACCUUAUUUUAGUAUAAAGCAUAUAUUAUUAGUUUCUACGGUGGGGACGUAAGGAUUAUACCACACUUUCCAUCGGACCAAGAGAAUGAAAGAAUUCAAGCCCACUUAAGAUAAUGUAUUCGGGCCUCGUUUGUUGACCUCUCUGUAUUUAUUUACCAAUUAAGUUAUACUGGUCAUUCUUCUUGGUCGAUGGAAAGUCUGGUAUGUGGUCGAUCAUGGUUCGACAUUCUCCCUAUCCUUUGAACUAGAGCAAUUUUAGGCACUAAAUAGGAUAGGCAUAGAUGCCUUGAAUAUUGCCGUAGCCUGCGCAAGUAAUUCGACAUUUCUUUUGUAUUUUUCAUUAUUAUAAAUAUAUUAAGACAUUAGUGGUUAAUGCAUAAGCCUGACCGCUCAGAUGUACCAGGUGGGAAGUAGAAUAUUUUGCAAAAUAAGAUGAAGCGUGAUUGUUGCCAGACAAACGUCUUGUGCACCAGAAAAUAACGCAAAUAUGCGAAUGGAAAUCAAUUAUAAAUUUACAAUUUUCUUGGCUUUACUUGGUAAUAAAAACCUUUAAAUUUCAAAACCCUUAAAUUUUGAACAUAUAAUAUAUUAGACUAGCUUUUGUAAGAUUAUGAAUAUUUCGUUGAAAAAGUUUCCACCAUUGGCACUUGACAAUGAAGGAUUCCUUAAGAAGAUCGAGCGUUGCCUAUUGAGCACGUGGCUUAUUGACCACGCCCUUACUAAUAUAAUAAACCAUAUUUUCUACAAGUUCCAAUGAAGCUUUGUAACUCGUUCUCAGGCCACACGUGCUUGAAAGGCAACGCUUUGUUGGUAGAUAAGCAAAAGUGCUGGUGUUAGAUCGAUUUGAUAGAAAUAUAUAUUAGUACUUUUACAUUUAUGCAUCUAACACAGGAAAUAUCGGAUAUUGGAAGGCAGGAACUAGUGUAUUCAACCAAAUUGAAUGUACUUUUUACCAUGACAAACAAAUAUUCCCUAAAAACAGAAAAUUUUGAAAGGAAAACAGUUUCUGGCGCUCUCUGGUAUCAGAUACUUGGUAUGUAUUUACUAGUCAAGGUGUCGGAACGUCAUGGUAUAAGGUUCACUGCCUUCCUUGUCCGAUUCUAUUCUUCAUUAGUAUUGUAGUUUGUGAAUCCAACACCACUUCGCUUUGUAUGAAAUUCUCAGUUCAUUCGGAAAAGAAUUAUGAACUCAUUUGGAAGCUGUGAGUCAUAGAUAUUACUCUUUAAAUCUAAUACCUUGCUUAUUCCAAAUAAAACAAAUUAAUCUACAAAA
Molecule: messenger RNA, 3337 nt
Organism: Exaiptasia diaphana
Lineage: Eukaryota; Metazoa; Cnidaria; Anthozoa; Actiniaria; Aiptasiidae
Product: voltage-dependent L-type calcium channel subunit beta-2
Exons: 13
Coding region: 301-1686 (461 amino acids)
Biological process (GO): calcium ion transmembrane transport; regulation of voltage-gated calcium channel activity; neuromuscular junction development
Cellular component (GO): voltage-gated calcium channel complex
Molecular function (GO): high voltage-gated calcium channel activity; protein binding
Source: RefSeq, a predicted model, not a curated record